Pichia membranifaciens NRRL Y-2026 is the source of this 1056-nucleotide messenger RNA. RefSeq lists its product as hypothetical. Bases 1 to 1056 code for a protein of 351 amino acids. The record is from RefSeq and is a predicted model, not a curated record. The transcript has a single exon. Lineage: Eukaryota; Fungi; Ascomycota; Pichiomycetes; Pichiales; Pichiaceae.
AUGGUUUCCAAACUUAUAUUCAAAGGUGAGAAGAAAAAGAGUAGGAAAAAUAGAGUGCAAAAACAUGAAUGGCAACAGACAGCUGAUUCUAAUAAAACAAGUAACUCAACAUUUGCGAUAAAUGGCAAAGAAGUAAAAAUAGAUGAUAUCGAUCUUGCGGCUAUAACAAACGGUUGGACAACCGCAUACCUGAUUGAUAUACAAGCUGCAAACUCGUCCAUUCUAGAUACACAAUCUGGAAAUUUGCCAAUAAUAAUUACCUACGCCGAUGAUUCAAGAAACAUGUGUUUGAUGAGGGGUAAGCUUUCAUCGUCUGAAGAUGCCAGUAUCAAAAAGAAAUUAAUAUUCAGUGAUGAUGUUGAACUUUCAACUCUUGAAAAUACCAUAAUUUAUACCCCAGAAGGUAUAACAGUAGAGGCAGACAUUAACCGGAUUGAACCUACAAAUGUGAAUGAAGUUUUUCUUCUAUCUGAUGUUUCAACGCUUUUCAAAAACACAGAUAAAAUUAUCGGCAAUGAACAUAGCAAUGGUGUGUACAAUUCAAGGACGCCGGUAUAUUCUUUGAAAACUGCUGAUGGAGAGUAUCUCACCAGUGAUCCUUCAAGUAAUGAGUUGAAGCUCUCAAUGACGCUAACGGAAAACGGUCUUUUUUCUCUGAACUUUGAAAUGCUCGGGAUGACCCCAUAUUGUCGAAUUUUGGUAGGCAAAACAAACAGCAAUACAAUGAUGAUCACCAAAAGUGGGGAUUUAAAGGUUAUACCGGACCCAGAAGACGUACUAGGAUCAUUAUCGAGAUUUAUUAUCCGAAUUCGUAAACAGGAUGCUCAUAGGACAAAAGAAAUUCUCAAAGCUGCAAAAGAAAAUAGUCGGAGCGGGGAUUCUGAUAGGGAUGAAACUGCGGAGAAAGUUAAGAAGACAGCUCUAGAUCUAUCAAAGCUAGGGUUUAAAAUCAACAAUAAGACAUUAAAUGAGAUUUCAAAAGCCUAUGCAGAAGGAUGGAUCAAUGAAUGGGUUGUUGAUUUCAAAGAGAAAAACAUUCACGAUCGAAGGGCUUGA